AUGAGCGCCCCAGGGAAAGGGCAGGGUGACCUGGAUGUUGUCGAGCUGCGCCAUGCAAGCGGAGCUACGGCCCAGAUCUACUUGUGGGGUGCCACGCUCACCAGCUACAAGACGCCAGAUGGCACAGAGCGAAUUUUUGUGUCACCUGGGGCACUGUUUGAUGGCAAGAAGGCAAUACGUGGAGGCGUGCCUCUCGUUUUUCCACAAUUUGGACAACCAGACAAGGCAAUGGCGCAGCAUGGAUUCGCGCGAACCAGCUUCUGGUCCAUCUCAUCGAUAGAGGACCAUCCCGAAGCGUCCACCGUGAUCCUCACCCUCGCUGACUCUGAAGCAACGCGAAGCGUGUGGAACUUUCCCUUCAGCUUGCAGUAUGUAGUCAGCCUUUCUGCAGUGUCUCUCAACAUGACACUGCGGAUAAAGAACACUGGCGACGCUGCAUUUCCCUUUCAAGCGCUGCUUCACACCUACUUCCGAGUGCCAAACAUCCAAGAGGUGUCAGUCCGAGGGCUUAGAGGCCGCACCUACCUGGACAAGGUGAAGGGCGGUGAGAAAGCAAUCGAAGCUGCAGACGUUGAGCUACCUUCAUUCACCGACCGUGUGUACACUGGUGGCAAGGACGUUGGCAGCGGAGAUGGUGCCAAGGAUGUGACGAUUGGCCAGAGAGGCGGUGGUGCAAUGUAUGCAGUGUGCAAUCAAGGCACAAUUGCCGGCGCCCCCAUGCCCAUAGAGAUCGUCGUGUGGAACCCUUACGAACAGGCAUCACCGGGCGACUUGCCACCGCCCGCCUUCAAGGAGUUUAUUUGCGUAGAGCCGGGCCUCAUUGGACGCACAGCUGAUGACUUUGUGGAAAAGCAUGAACUGCCAGCGAAAGCUGAAGCCUGCUUGUCGCAGAAGAUCAUUCCAAUGUGA
Molecule: messenger RNA, 909 nt
Organism: Symbiodinium pilosum
Lineage: Eukaryota; Dinophyceae; Suessiales; Symbiodiniaceae
Source: the annotation of a GenBank genome assembly